This is a messenger RNA of Sardina pilchardus (European sardine), 1569 nucleotides long. RefSeq names its product nucleophosmin 1a (gene npm1a). The record is from RefSeq and is a predicted model, not a curated record. Bases 100 to 987 code for a protein of 295 amino acids. The transcript has 11 exons. Gene Ontology annotation, biological process: chromatin remodeling; ribosomal small subunit export from nucleus; positive regulation of transcription by RNA polymerase II. Lineage: Eukaryota; Metazoa; Chordata; Actinopteri; Clupeiformes; Clupeidae. Gene Ontology annotation, cellular component: nucleoplasm; centrosome; cytoplasm. Gene Ontology annotation, molecular function: histone binding; chromatin binding; RNA binding.
UACGUCUCCGUACGGGGCGUGGCUAUAUUGCAUUCACUUACUCAUACGCAACUUUACUACACUUUGGUACAGAGUCACGCUUCUGCAUACACCGGCAAAAUGGACAUGAGUGAAGUAGGACCACAGACAUAUCUCUACGGAUGCGAACUCACAGCUGGAAAAGAUGUGAAGUUCAUUCCAGAGGACGAGGAUGUGGAGCACCAGUUGUCCAUUAGAAUGGUGUGUGUCGACCCAAGCACGAAGGAUGACCUGCAUCUUGUGGAGGUGGAGGGAACGGGUGCGGAGGGAAAUAAAGUCACAGCAGUUCUGGCAGCCCUUAAGCCUUCCACCUCGCCCAGCGUGUGUGUGGGUGGUUUUGAAAUUACACCCCCGGUUGUAUUCAGGUUGAAGUCGGGAACAGGCCCAGUGCACAUCAGUGGACAGCACUUAGUCAUGAUGCCAAGCUUUGAUGAGAUGUCGGAGGAAGAGGAGGAGGAGGAGGAGGCGGGCAACUCUCUGAAGCGAAUGGCACCUGCUGGAAUGAGGCUUUCGAAAAGGAUGAGGAUGGAGGCUGAUGAUGACGACGAUGAUGACGAUGACGAUGAUGAUGAAGACGAGGACGACGAAGAGGAUGACGACGAGGACGAAGACGAUGAGGAUGAAGAGUCUCCAGUGAAGCCAAAGAAGGCACCAUCCAAACCACAGACACCUGUAGCGCAGAAUGGCAAGUCACACAAGCCCGGCACGCCUUCAGGCAAACAGCAGAAAACCCCGGACAACAAGGGUAAGGACGGCAAGAAGCCGCAGACGCCCAAAACCCCCCAGACGCCACGCGCUCCCCUCUCCGUGACCGACUUGAAGGCCAAAAUGAUGGCGUCCGUGCAGAAGGGAGUGACGCUUCCUAAACUUCAGCCCAAGUUUGAGAACUACAUGAAGAACACCUUCAAAGUGUCCGACUCCAAGACCAUUGCUGACCUGUGGAAGUGGAGACAAACAGUGGACAAAUGAUCAGCAUUCACUCGUCCCUUAUUCGGUUGUCAUUUUUGAUAAAUUAUUGUUUUUCACCCCGCCCUUUUGUUUCGUUUAUUGUUUUGUUUUUGUUUUGUUUUAUCCACCCCCACCUUGGAGCCGUGGUUACGUAUUCUUAAUCACCACAUGAUCAGUCUGCGUCAGAUUGAGAUACAGAAAGCUGUCUACACGUCCUCUCGGAUUUUACCUUGCCAUCCUGCCAUCAGCCUUAUUUGCCAGAGAACUGACCUGCAAGAGAAGGAAGGGGAAUCCAGUCCAGUACUUUUUAAAUCAUUGUUUUGAAGAUCAAUUGUGCGAAUGGACCUCAUGUUUGUUAAUGUUUCUGUUGUCGAUGGAGGUCCGUUGACUAUUCCAGUGUUUUUUUUUUUUUUUUUUUUUUUUCCCCAAAAAGUUCAUAGUCUGUGUUUCCCUUUGUCAUGUUUGUUUGGUUAAUUAUGUGUUUCUGUAACAACUGGUCCAUGUUGGCUGAAUGAGUUUUUAUAUGUGCCCUGUUGGGCACUAAGACCCGUUUGGGGGUUGUGAGGGGAUUGGGGAGGGAGAUGAAUAAAUAAUUCCACUGAA